GGUUGAGCCUGGAGCUUUGCGACAAGUUCAAGAGCCGAUGUAGUGAAGACUCACCUCACAGGCCCUGACAACAAUCGCGAACACUACAUACUACUCCUGGGAAGCAAUGGAGCCCUACAGACUCACGGCGUCAGAGGUACUUUCCAAAGUCAAGGGCGGCUCUUUGACUGUGGAGGCCUAUGCCCAAUCACUAUUGUCGCGCAUUCAAGAACGCGAUGCCACCGUCAAGGCAUGGGCAUACCUCGACCCAGAGCAGGUCCUUGCGCAAGCCAAACAGCUCGACCAGAUCCCGCCUGAGAAGCGCGGCCCGUUGCAUGGCGUCAGUGUAGCUGUCAAGGAUGUCAUCCAUACAAAGGACAUGCCCACGCAGUACAACUCGGCCAUCUACGAAGGCUUUGCGGCUGGUGUCGAUGCUGGCUGCAUCCAGAUCCUCAGGAACGCAGGCGCGUUGCUUUUGGGCAAAACGACGACCACAGAGUUCGCCGCGACGACAGUUGGACCAAAGACGUGCAACCCGCAUGACCCCUCGAGAACACCUGGGGGCUCUUCCUCGGGAUCCGGCGCGGCGGUCGGCGACUUCCAGGCCGCAGUUGGGCUGGGGACACAGACUGGCGGCUCCACGAUCCGGCCUGGCUCUUUCAAUGGCAUCUACGCGAUGAAGCCGACAUGGAACUCGAUUACUCGAGAAGGACUGAAGAUUUACUCGCUGCUCUUUGACACGCUCGGGCUCUAUGCCCGGAGUGUCGAGGAUCUCGACCUCCUGGCGAAUGUCUUUGCGGUCGCCGACGACGAGUCCCCCGACAACAACAGCCCCAGUUUCGAGGUCAAGGGAGCCAAGUUCGCCAUGCUCAAGACAAUGGUCUGGUCGAACGCGGGGCCCGGCACGAUCGCGGCCAUGGAGAAGGCGGCAGGCCUGUUGCGCCAGCACGGCGCCGAGGUCGAGGAGAUUGAGCUCCCACCCAAUUUCGACGAGGCGCCCCAGUGGCACCGCACCGUACUGCACAGCGAAGGCCGCGUCUCGUUCCUGCCCGACUACCAGACGGACAAGGACAAGCUAGACGGGUUCCUCACCGGCCACGUCGACAACGAGCACAAGAUCACCCGGCGGCAGCAGCUCGCGGCGUGGGACGGGCUCGCGACGCUGCGGCCCAAGAUUGACGAGAUCGCUGGGAGGUAUGCGGCCAUUGUGACGCCGAGCGUGCCGGACGAGGCGCCGCUCGGCCAGAAGUCGACGGGCAGCGCGUGCUUCAACAGCAUUUGGACGGCGUUCCACACCCCGGUGGUCAAUGUUCCUGGUUUCCAAGGUGAGCAUGGAAUGCCCAUUGGGCUCUCACUGGUCGGGCCGCGGUAUGAAGACCGCCGCCUGCUUAGGGUCGCCAAGGCUGUCGGCAGUGUCUUUGAAAAGGAAGGUGGAUGGACGCGGCAAUUGUAAGCGUGUGUGAUAGAGCGUGCCGAGCCGGGAACCAUAGAAGAAUCAAGAAGCUCGUCGUGUAUUGUUGGAAAUGCCCAGAAC
This is a messenger RNA of Microdochium trichocladiopsis, 1513 nucleotides long. Its product is annotated as amidase. The record is from RefSeq and is a predicted model, not a curated record. The coding region runs from base 107 to 1432 and encodes 441 amino acids. NCBI's taxonomy places the organism in Eukaryota, Fungi, Ascomycota, Sordariomycetes, Xylariales, Microdochiaceae. The transcript is spliced from 5 exons.